AUGGCGAGACGCAUCUACAACGUUGCCGACUGGGCUCCGACUCAGGAGGCCAUCUACGACGAACCCUCGUCAACUUCCGCCAUACAGGAGGAUGCCGUCGACGGACAGCAUCAGACUAGGCCCUCUUUCCAGCAGCACCGCCUACGCAGCAUGAGCCUUUCCCUUCCUUGGCGGCGCAAGUCUUUCAUGUUCCACCCCGAUACCGAUCUGUCGAGCCACAUGGAAGAUCUUUCUCUCGAGCGAUCGCGAAGCCACGCCGGCCCCAGCGACGACCAGGCCCAGAAUCAGGGAACACCUCCGGCGGGACAUGGCAACGGCAAUGGCAGCAUUAAGGGCAUGAUCCGCCGGGCCUCGGUCUCGCUGAAGGGUAUCGUCCAUCACAAGAGGCACUCCAUCGGCGGCGCACACCUCGCUGAGGAUCCUAAUCAUCACUACGCACACCGCCCGACCACGUCGCACACGCACUCCCCUUGGCACCGCCUUCGUCAAGCAACGAGCUUCCGACACACCAAGUCUUCCCACGGCCACGAUGUGAACAGUGAGGCGUCUUCUUCCAACCAGUGCUUCCCGUGCAUGCCACUUCCCGGUAUCGGCGGUGAACCUCCUGUUAUUCCGUACCACACCGGUGGCGCCGCGAAGGCUGCCGCUGCUGCGCAGAACCAGGCUUUGCAGAACAAGUGGCUUCGUGCUUCUCAGGACGACUUCACUGAUCGCGAAAGCGGCAUCGGCAUCACCGUCACGACAUCAGAGUCGGAAACCGAAUUGGAGGAUGUAAACAUCAGCAGAAUCGACUUCAUCUCUCAGUUGCCCGUCGAGCUCGCGAUCCAGAUUCUGGCACACCUCGACGCCACGGCUCUGGGCACCGCUAGCAGAGUCUCUCAGUACUGGCAGCGGAUGAUCCAGAACCAGCACGUCUGGCGAGAGUCGUUCUUGAGAGAGAAGACGGGUACCUAUGCGACCAGCUUCCCAGUCCAGCCGGGAACUGGCCACGGAGUUCCCGCCAUCGCACCCAGCGUCGACUGGAAGCAGAUCUACAAGGUCAAGGAGGAACUUGACAUGCGAUGGAAGGAGGGCAAGGCGCGGCCGGUGUAUCUCAACGGGCACUUGGAUAGUAUCUACUGCCUGCAGUUUGACGAAUCAAAGAUCAUCACCGGCUCCCGCGACAAGACCAUUCGUAUCUGGGACAUGCGGACUUUCGAGUGCCGUCUGGUCAUCGGGCCUCCUGAGGUCGUCAACGACAUUUCCCUCCUCAUCGACGAGGACGGACUCCCUGUUCACUACGCGACCCUCCCGGAUAACCCACGCACGAACGCUUCCACGCCUUCUCUCGUCUCGUUCCCGACGCACCACAAGGCGUCGAUCCUUUGCCUGCAAUACGACGAGCGCAUGCUGGUGACGGGCUCUUCUGACUCGACCUGCAUCGUGUAUAACGUACGCUCAGGUUACCGGCCGAUCCGCCGCCUCCGUCACCACACCGCCGCUGUGCUGGAUCUUGCCUUCGACGACAAGCACAUCAUCACCUGCAGCAAGGACGUCAGCAUCUGCGUUUGGGAUCGCGCCACUGGCCAACUUCUCCGUCAGCUUCGCGGCCACUCGGGUCCAGUGAACGCCGUCCAGAUGCGUGGGAACACCAUCGUGUCGUGCUCUGGCGAUUUCCGCGUCAAGCUCUGGAACAUCGACACGGGCAAGAACAUCCGUGAGUUCCAAGGCCACACCAAGGGUCUCGCAUGCUCCCAAUUUUCAGAGGACGGUCGCUACGUCGCGUCGGCUGGCAAUGACAAGGUCAUUCGAAUCUGGGACGCCAACACGGGUGAGUGCUUGCGCGAGAUGAAGGCGCACGAUAAUCUCGUGCGCAGCUUGCACAUCGACUCGGUCAGCGGGCGCCUUGUCAGCGGCAGCUACGACACCGACAUCAAGGUCUUCGACAUGGAAACCGGGCGACAGCUGCUUGACUUCCCGCGAUGGCACGCUAGUUGGGUGCUGAGCGCGAAGAGCGACUACCGCCGCAUCGUCAGCACUGGCCAGGACCCGAAGAUCCUGAUCAUGGACUUUGGCGCCGACGUCCCGGGCAUCGAGAAUCUCGAGAGCGGCGGCCCUUGUAUGAUCGAGGCCGGAUACAUCUAG
Colletotrichum karsti is the source of this 2124-nucleotide messenger RNA. RefSeq lists its product as uncharacterized. Gene Ontology annotation, molecular function: protein binding. The coding region runs from base 1 to 2124 and encodes 707 amino acids. The transcript is spliced from 2 exons. Lineage: Eukaryota; Fungi; Ascomycota; Sordariomycetes; Glomerellales; Glomerellaceae. The record is from RefSeq and is a predicted model, not a curated record.